Molecule: messenger RNA, 620 nt
Organism: Pseudovirgaria hyperparasitica
Lineage: Eukaryota; Fungi; Ascomycota; Dothideomycetes; Acrospermales; Acrospermaceae
Exons: 1
Coding region: 159-323 (54 amino acids)
Source: RefSeq, a predicted model, not a curated record
UGUGUCUUCUCGAUAUCUCAUACUGUCAAAGAUACAACAUCUUCCGGUUACCAACCAAGCCAUGUAUCUAAGUUUCAGGGCGCCUUGAAAGAAGCUACAUCGAAGCGAAAUGGGUGAUCCGAAUCAUUUCUACGCAUCAGAACGACUCUGCCAUAACCAUGAAUGCGGCUACUCUCAGAUGGACCAACGCAAACCGCGGACGUUGCUCUUGGACGAUGGUCUUCGUAUGCGUGUGCGUGAAUCAAUGUUGUGUCUACGGCUUGCCAGCACACGUUCAAGCCCAACUUUCCUCCGCCGAUCACCAUCAGCUUGGAAGUGUAUAGCGCAGGAUACAAGGUAUACAGUGUACAUGGAUGUUGUCCAAUGGUCAUUAGAAUGUGAAGAGCUUUGGACCCUCCGAGGACGAGUCAGGGGUUUUGCAGGGUUCGGUGGAAUUCCUGCGCUCCAGUGCUUGUGACCAGCUGGAAGUAUAAUACCUGGUUUUCAAGUACGGUUGUAUCUUUUGAAAUCCUGUUGAGAGUGAAUAUUGCAGUGCGAGAACAAUCAAUAGAACGAUUCAUAUGGAGAGCUUCCCCGUAUGUUGCAUCUGGACUCGAGCGGAUUAAUUUAGUUUUAUCGCA